Messenger RNA from Phyllotreta striolata, 2133 nucleotides. Lineage: Eukaryota; Metazoa; Arthropoda; Insecta; Coleoptera; Chrysomelidae. The record is from the annotation of a GenBank genome assembly.
AUGAGCUUGAAUUCGGAAGGGGAUCCACAAAAUAUCGAUUUACAUCCACAAGCAUCCGCUUUCGAUUCGCCAGUUAUACAGCCCAGAAUGGCCCAAUUAGAAACAUUAGAAGCUAAGAUGGCCAGUAUAGAGGUGUCCCUAUCCAGCACGCCGAGACGCAAGAAGAACGGCAGCGUGUCCGGCUUGAGUCUCUCCUCCUCCAUUCAGUCCAUACCCAAAGAGCUGGCCGUGAAAGAGCUGGAGAAGCUCCGGAACGCUUUGAGGGACAAAGAGAACAUCAUACAGAGCCUCAAGGGCCAGCUGACCAUACCCGGUUUGAGAUUGAACGCGCUGCGCAACACGGGAAGCGGCGGCGCCAAAGAGCUGACGGAAGUCGAGAGAAAACAGGCGGAGGCCCGAUUGAGCCGGCUCAAAACGGACAUCGAUAACAAGAGAUUGACCAUCAAGAAUUUGAAGAUUGCCUUAGAGCGACUCGACAUUACCGAUAACAUCGACGUUCGAAUACAGCAGGCAGAGCUCGAGUACCAACUGGGCAGGGAAGAAUUGAAUUUGCUGACUCUAUUGGAAGAAACCAGGGCGUUGCAAUUGUGUAUCGAAGAGUCUAACAAGAAUUCUUCGGAAUAUCACACCCUUUACAGUUGCGUAAAAGGUAACGAAACGGCGACAUUGCAAGCCAUACAGUUGGAUUACGAUGUAAACAAUCCGAAGUUCGGAGCGGGGCCCAAAGAUUCGAUGCCCGGCCUGUACGUAGAUUGGGCUCUGGAAGAGACGAAUUUGUGCAAAGGUGACAGAUUGAUUGAAUUAAACGGAAAAAUCGUCCUGAACAAGAGCCGCGAGGAUUUGAACCGACUGCUGGCGGCCGCUCCCGAUCCCGCUCAGAUCGUAGUGCUCAGAAAAUUCCCCGAAAACGAGAUACCGCUCAACGGCAACGGCUCCUCGAGCGAAGCAGGCGCCCUUCGAGCUCAACUCGAAUCGCUCAGAGACAGAGCCGACGAAGCUCAAAAAUCCAAAGAAGGAUUCAAGCAAGACAACAUCAGGCUCACGCAUCGAAUCUCUUACUUGGAGGAACAGGUUUCUGAGCUGCUCAGUCGAAAGCCGCACGAACACGAACCUAAGCAGGUUCCUCCGGCGACUUCAUCUAUAUCGAAAUCCAGUCACAACGUGACCAACAUCAACAUCAGAACCGAGGCGACGGCGAACCAACACCGGCAGCACGUCAAAUCAAAGGACAAAGAGGACGUUUGUCUGCCGAUGAGAUCCAAAAGCAGCCUCUCGAACGUCUCGAACACCACCAUUUCGACGCCUAACACCGACAAACUGGCGUACAGAAAGCACCACCAUCACCGCCACCACAGGGACUCGCACGCUCACAGAGAAAAAGACUACAGCUCGGAGACGAAUUCCGCGGUCGAUCCGAGACACCAGCGACACCACCAAAGCCGAGUCGGGUAUUCGGCGGACUUUGCGCGCGCAAACUCCGAGAAAGAGUACGCCGGCGGAUCGGACGUGGUGGACCAGAGCUACAAGAAAGCCACGCAGAUCGUGCAGGAGCUGACGCGCGGCCCCGACAACCGGGACGCCCUGUACGAGAAGCACCGCAGGCGGUGCAUCGCCGCCGCCGAGAAGUACAACGCCGAUCUGCUGCGGCAUUACAACGCCAGGAAGUCCACGUCGGUGCUGGAUUUCCGAUCGGAGAUCCGCAUCGGGCCGAAGAACGGCGAGGAGGCCGAAACCAAAAACGGGAAUACGUGCAGGAGCGUUAAAUCGCUCGAUUUCGACUUUGACAGCGACUGCAAUUCGACGAGUAAUCAUCGCAGGACCGACUACACGUCCGAGCCUAACAACAACGAAAGGAAGUCGUACUACGAGCAAGGGUCUCAAGCUCACAGGCAAGUGCAAGUACCCGUGCCUCCGAAGAAACCGCUGCGGUUGUCUCUGUACAAAACGCGCAGUUUCCAAUCUGUAGAGGCUAACAGGAGCAGCGAUAAUAGGAAGUCUGCCAAGCGAAACCACAAAGGAGAGGCGACUGUUGCGGACUUGAUGCCGCAGUACAAGAACGGUUUGGAUUAUCAGAUAAAGUGGAAUUGCAGAAGGAGUUUGGAUAAUAAUUUGGAGAAUGGUAGUUGGUGUUGA